GACCCAGGAAGUCAUUUGAACUGCUCGUCUCGACGCCUGCAGUCCUUCCUCCUUUGCACACCGCGCCUCGCAAUUCGCCGGCGCCACUUGCUCAUCAAUUUGCAGUCCAAUUCGAUUUCGCAUUCGCCAUUCGCAACAUCCACAUCUCGCAUGCCUCGGGAUUAUACGUAAGGAAAGGCACAAGGAAAUUCAAUCAUGGCAGACGAAGCGAAGGCGAAAGGAAAUGCCGCAUUUUCUGCAGGGAAAUUCGAGGAUGCUAUUAAGCAUUUUGGGGAUGCAAUAGCUCUAGCCCCGGACAAUCACGUCUUGUACUCCAAUCGCUCAGCUGCAUACGCUUCUUUACAUAAGUAUCAAGACGCCCUCCGGGACGCUAAAAAAACUGUGGAGUUGAAGCCCCAGUGGCCUAAAGGCUACAGCCGAUUGGGUGCUGCUUAUGUGGGUCUCCGAGAUUAUGAUGAAGCAAUUUCAGCGUACAAGAAGGGCUUGCAAACCGAUCCAAAUAAUGAUGGUCUGAAGUCUGGAUUGGCGGAUGCAGAGGCAGCCAAGCCCCGAGCUCGGGCUCCUCCUUCGGGGGAUUCUCCAAUGGGGGGCAGCUCUCCUUUCGGGAACAUGUUUGGACCUGACGUAUGGGUGAAACUUCAGGGUGAUCCACGGACGCGGCCCUACUUGCAGCAGCCUGACUUCGUCGCGAUGAUCAACGAUGCGCAGAAAAAUCCAAAUAACUUGUCACGUUACAUAAAUGAUCCUCGCAUGAUGCAAGUGAUCGGUGUUCUUUUAGGCGUGAACCUACAGACUGCAGACCCUGGGACCGAGUUUGAAGGUGAGGACGGUCACGACACAGAGGCAUCAUCGGCUCCAGAGAUUCGCAUGGACGAGCGGCCACGGAGUGCGACAUUAACACAGGCGGCUUCUGCCACUGCCCCCGAGCCGGAGCCGGAGUCGGAACCGAUGGAGGUGAAUGACGGCGAGAAGGAGAAGAAAAUGCGGAAGACUGAGGCUGUGAAGGAGAAAGAGUGUGGGAAUGCGGAGUACAAGAAAAAGAAUUUCGAAGCGGCUGUGUCGCACUACAGCAAAGCUAUAGAACUAGACGGAGAGGAUAUUUCCUUCAUUACCAACCGGGCCGCCGUGUACUUGGAGAUGGGCAAGUACGAGGAGUGCAUUGCGGACUGUGAAUUGGCUGUAGAGACUGGAAGGUCAUUGCAUGCUGAUUACAAAUUGAUUGCGAAGGCUUUGACACGAAAAGGUACAGCCUUGGCAAAGAUGGCCAAAACAAGCAAAGACUACGAUGCCGCUAUCGAAGUUUUCAACAAAGCUCUGACGGAGCAUCGUAAUCCAGAUACUCUGAAGAAGUUGAAUGAGGCAGAACGUACCAAGAAGGAAUUAGAACAGCAAGAAUACUAUGAUCCAGCUAUGGCUGACCAAGAGAGAGAGAAAGGGAAUGAGUAUUUCAAGAAGGACCAGUAUCCUGAGGCUGUCAAGCACUACACAGAGGCAAUUAAGAGGAAUCCUUCAGACGCGAAGGUUUACAGUAAUAGGGCAGCAUGCUACACUAAGCUCGGAGCUUUACCAGAGGGCCUGAAAGAUGCAAAUAAGUGCAUCGAAUUAGACGAGAAAUUUGUGAAGGGGUACUCUAGGAAGGGUGCCAUCCAAUUUUUCAUGAAGGAAUACGAUAAAGCCUUACAAACAUACCAGCUUGGAUUGAAGCACAAUGAGGGCAACCAGGAGUUGAUGGAUGGUGUUAGAAGAUGUGUGGACCAAAUCAACAAAAUGAACAGAGGAGACAUUAGCGCUGAUGAUUUGAAAGAGAAACAGGCGAGGGCUAUGUCAGAUCCAGAGAUUCAAGGCAUCUUGUCGGAUCCUGUCAUGAGACAGGUACUCACUGAUUUCCAGGAGAACCCCAAGGCAGCCCAGGAGCACAUGAAGAAUCCUAUGGUAAUGGGCAAAAUUCAAAAAUUGGUCAGUGCUGGUAUUGUACAGGUGCGAUAGCUGGGUCUUAUGGUGCAUAGGAGCGAGUACAAUGGACAGAUAAGUAAAUUCAGGUUUAGUGUUCUAUUAGAAGUUUCGAAAUGGAUACGCUGGUCUAUCCUUCCUGUGAAGUCGAUUAAGUUUUGAACAGCUCCAACAUUAAUUCCAAAUGGAAGGAUUGUUCGAGUUUACUUCCUUGUAUUGAAAACUUAGUCUAAACUUCACAUGGAGUUUGGUGGCAGUGGGUGAGUUUCGAAUCAACUCCAAAUUGGAUGAUAUACUACUAUUAGCUCCAUCCACUCCUGAAGUUCUUGUGGAAAAUGAAAUCCAAUCGGAUGUUCUCAUUUGGGUUAUUGGGUUUGAGAAGUAAGACGGCUUAGGACCACUCAAGUGGAGGUCGACGUUUAUUAUGGCUGGUCACAUCGGGAGUUGCUUGGCUCCAGAUCGUAGUAAACAGAUUUAACCUGCUGUCAACUUCGACAAAGAAGAAACUUUCGUUUUUCCAAACAUCUAUCCAAACGCUUUGAAGCUAACAACACUGACUACUCCGGUCAGGUAUGGAUGCUAGCAGCGUAAAGACAGCUCCUGGGGCACUGUUUAUGAAAGUAAAGAACCUAUCUCAUUUGCUCA
Physcomitrium patens is the source of this 2595-nucleotide messenger RNA. RefSeq names its product hsp70-Hsp90 organizing protein. Lineage: Eukaryota; Viridiplantae; Streptophyta; Bryopsida; Funariales; Funariaceae. Gene Ontology annotation, molecular function: Hsp90 protein binding. The record is from RefSeq and is a predicted model, not a curated record.